AUGAUUGUACCAGUUACCACAAGUGACAGUGCCGCUGCAAUCUCGACUACCACUCAUGUGGUACAGUUCAAUCUAGCUGCCCAAUUACCGAUCAAACUGCAAGUUAAACUCAAGGCGCAACUAGUGAUGCUACUCAAUGGACACAAUCUCCUUGAGCAUCUCACUAGUGCCAAAUUUGCUCCGCCAACCACUAUCACACAAACUGAUAGUACUCUCUCAAAUCUUGAAUAUGAGAUGUGGAGUCACACUCGCAUUUUUAGCUUGCGAGAUCAGUUGCAAAACUUGAAAAAAGUUUCCCAGACAGUUGCUACUUACCUACAGGAGAUCAGAUCAAUUGCUGAUGCUCUCAAAGUAGCAAGCUCUCCAGUGGCUGAUGAUGAACUAGCAGUCAAGAUCUUAAGUGGCCUAGGUCAUGAGUACCGUGAAAUCACUGCCGCUAUAAGAGCGCGUGACACAACCUUAAGCUUUAAGGAGCUAUUUCAGAAACUCAUGGACCAUGAACUCUUUCUCAAACAUCAAUAUAUUGAGAAAUCAUCCUCCAUCAUCAUGGUAGCAGUUGCACAAAGGACCAACUUUCAGCCCCAACAUCAGAAGAAUAAUCGCCGCUUCCCUAAUCAAUCUUCGAAACCACAAGAUCCAUGA
Molecule: messenger RNA, 642 nt
Organism: Solanum tuberosum (potato)
Lineage: Eukaryota; Viridiplantae; Streptophyta; Magnoliopsida; Solanales; Solanaceae
Exons: 2
Coding region: 1-642 (213 amino acids)
Source: RefSeq, a predicted model, not a curated record